This is a messenger RNA of Lingula anatina, 1884 nucleotides long. Its product is annotated as transmembrane protein C17orf113. Lineage: Eukaryota; Metazoa; Brachiopoda; Lingulata; Lingulida; Lingulidae. The record is from RefSeq and is a predicted model, not a curated record.
UGAGGCCAUUGUCGCAUAAAUAGCAUCACCUUUGCGACCAGGAAAUCAGAAAAAUACGUAUAUAUUCAAAUUUAAUAAAAAUCAGGAAUGAUCCAAACAGUUUAACAAAGUAAAAAUCGUUCAGUGAGUGCGCAAUAUCACCUGAAACUGAGUGGGACUCAACAGCCAAUCACAUCGCACCUUUCAGUUAUAGCGCUUAGCAACGCAUGCGAAUUCAGCGAAUCAUGCUUCUUUUUGCAUUCAUCGCAAUUUUCCUCCUCGCACAUGGCGGAGCAAAGUGACAGUGAAACUGAACCUCGUGACCAGUCGGCUGCUUGUUUGCCUCGAAAACGUGUCAAACGAGUGUUCAAUGAAGCUUGGAAAUCUAAAUGGACAUGGCUAGAACACAAAGACAACCAUAUGUUUUGCACACUAUGUGUAAAAAGCCAAAAAAAGAACGUUUUUACCGAAGGCUGUAGCAACUUCAGAACCACGACUUUGGAGCGGCAUGCUUCAGCAGCUGACCAUCGCCAGUCGGUACAAGAUGAAAUCUCAAGGUCAACUCUAUCGAGAAUGGUAAGAAAUCAGUUUAGUGAGAACGACAGUGCCAUAAUCCAUGCUCUACGAACAAUAUAUUUCUUGGCAAAGCAGGACAUAGCAACAUCCAAGUACCCAGAUUUUGUUGAUUUUUUGAUACAGCAAAGCUGCAGUGCUCUUGCGCCAAUUGCAAAAAGCUGCCAAUCCUACACUAUUACCAAAGACUUUCAAGAGAGUAUAUACGAAGUGAUUCUCCGAGAUGUGAGAAAAAAGCUGACAGAUGCCGAUGCCGACUAUAUCUCUGUGCUUUGUGAUGAAUCAUGUGACAUUACUAGUACAAAAAAACUGAGUGUGUAUGCGAGGAUAUCAUCAGGCUGUAAACCAGAGACCAUUUUCUUAGAGAAUUGUGAAAUACUGGAUGGGAAAGCAGACACCAUUGCAACAUCUGUCAAAAAUCUCCUGACAAAGUUUGAAGUGCCGCCUGAUAAGGUAGUAGGACUAGGAAGUGACGGUGCAUCGGUUAUGACCGGAAAACACAAUGGAGUCAGUACAAGACUAAAAAGAGAAAUAAAUCCACAGCUCAUUCAACUGCACUGCAUUGCUCACCAACUUGCACUGGUGUCUAGCCAAGCAGCCAAUGGAGUGCCAUAUUUGAAGACCUACCAGGAGUUCAUGACAAAUAUCUACUACUGGUUCAAACACUCCGCCAAGCGCAUUAGUGGACUGGCUUCUCUACAGGAUGUAUUAGAUGCUCCCAAGAUCAGGAUAAAUACAUUCUGUCCGUUGGUUUAGCUUUUAGAACAGUCUAGAUGCAUUGUAUCGCUCUUGGCAAUCUUUGGCAAUGUUGUUUGAGCAAUGUUCAUGAGAAAUGCCUUUGUCGUUUUGCUUUAAACACACCAAGAGCACUUCUAAAGUCAAAAUCCUGAGAAAGGGGGCCAUUUAGUUUUAUGGCGAUCAACAUUUGUAAAUUUUCACUGAUCAGUCUAUUUCUAAGGCUAGAUUUGAUUAUAUUUUGAGCACUAAAGCCACGUUCUACGUCUGCAGUAUGCACUGGGAGGGCAAGUGCUAUGCCAGCCAAUUUGCACAAGUUAAGGAAAAUCUUAUGAAAUACGUUGAUAAUUGCCUAGAGUUCUUUCAUACUGUCACAACUGUGUUUGCCAGGACCAAUUCCUUCAGUAUUGCCCAUUCCUGUUUGACCACAUUGCCAUCAACAUACUUGUCAUUUGUGGUGUAAUGACGUUACAUUACUUUAUUGACAUUACUACAUUGACAUGACAUUAAUAAUGUCACUUCUGGUAAUCAUGCCUAAGAGUGUUUCAAGGAGCAAAUGUUUUUUUUUUUUUUUAAGAAUAAAACUUGUUUUAAAGA